Diospyros lotus (date-plum) is the source of this 1333-nucleotide messenger RNA. RefSeq names its product gamma-soluble NSF attachment protein. Lineage: Eukaryota; Viridiplantae; Streptophyta; Magnoliopsida; Ericales; Ebenaceae. Gene Ontology annotation, biological process: intracellular protein transport. Gene Ontology annotation, molecular function: syntaxin binding; soluble NSF attachment protein activity. The record is from RefSeq and is a predicted model, not a curated record. The transcript is spliced from 9 exons. The coding region runs from base 130 to 1020 and encodes 296 amino acids. Gene Ontology annotation, cellular component: vacuolar membrane; SNARE complex.
GGGUGAAAUUUGCCAAGAAAGAAAAGAAGAACAAAAGAAGAAAAAGAGAAAAAAUGGAAACGAAGCAGAUGGUGCGCUGCCCAGACGGAACGAAACACUGAAAGUGGAGGAGAACCUAUUCUCUCGGCCAUGGCGUCUUCCGAUCCCGAAAAGCUGAUAGCCAAAGCCGAUAAACUAACAAAACUCAGCCUAACAAGGUGGAGUGCUGAUUGGAAGAGUGCCACUCUUUUGUAUGAGCAGGCUGGUAAUUUGUUUAGACUUGCAAAAAAAUAUGAGAAAGCAAAGGUUGCAUUUGAGAAAGCUUCCCAAGGACAAGAGAUGCUCUCUUCGCCCUGGGAUGCUGCUAAACAUAUGGAGUCUGCUGCAGCACUGGCGAAGGAAUUAGGAAAUUGGAAUGAGGUCGCUGAUUUUUAUAGAAAGGCAUCUGAGUUGUACAAGGAAUGUGGGAGGUCACAACCUGCAUCAGAUGCUCUAGCAAAGGGUGCCCGUGUUUUGGAAGAGACUGCACCUGAUGAAGCUAUUGGGCUGUACACUGAUGCUUGUGCAAUUCUUGAAGAAGAUGGCAAGGAGCAGAUGGCAUUUGAUCUUUAUCGUGCUGCAACAAGUGUUUAUAUAAAGCUUGAGAAGUAUGGAGAUGCUGCAACCUUCCUGUUGAGAUGGGGUUUAGCUGCUGACCAAUGUAAUGCAACCCACAGCCAGUGCAAGGCAUAUCUCAGUGCAAUCAUUGUGUACCUGUAUGCUAAUGACUUCAAGUCAGCGGAGAAAUGCUACAAUGAUUGUUGUCAGAUUGAUGCCUUCCUUAGUAGUGAUCAGAGUCGUUGUGCUAGUAAACUUUUUUCUGCUUACACUGAUGGUGAUGUUGAAGAGAUUGAACGUGUGGCUCAGUCAAGCACUAUAAAAAAUCUGGAUCACGUGAUCAUCAGGCUGGCAAGGAAGUUGCCGACCGGCGAUGUCAGUGGACUGAAGACUGAUACAACCAAAGAGGAAGGGGAGGCACUGGAUGAAGAUGACCUGACUUAGCAUGCCCUACCAGCUCAACUGAUCAAUUGGAAGCGUGCAUUUUCAAUAAGUGGGGAUUUGCUUGUGUCUAUACGUAGGUCAUGGAACAUUUAUAACUGAGGUCCCUAUAGUGAGCACAUGCAUUGUGGUAUUGUUUCCUAUACAUAUAUAGAAUGGAAUGUAAAAUACUAGUUAUGAACGAAUGUGGAGUUGCUGUAAAGUUUUUGCCAUGCGCGUAGCUAGCUUAUGAUAUUGAGUAUUGACAUAUUACUCCCACACUUUGGGGUUGGUCAUUUAUUAACAAUUGAUUGAUUAUACAUUUCUUUUACUUCCA